Selaginella moellendorffii is the source of this 977-nucleotide messenger RNA. RefSeq lists its product as uncharacterized. NCBI's taxonomy places the organism in Eukaryota, Viridiplantae, Streptophyta, Lycopodiopsida, Selaginellales, Selaginellaceae. The transcript is spliced from 2 exons. The coding region runs from base 134 to 688 and encodes 184 amino acids. The record is from RefSeq and is a predicted model, not a curated record.
UGAUAAUAGCUCCCUUUUAUUUCACCACAUUUUCCAUUUUUUCGCGUCUUCCUUCUUUCUUUCUUUGCGCGAGGCGAGCGCUAAGAAGGCGAGGGUUUUUUGCGAGGAGAGAGAGCUAGCUCCUAGGGCGGCGAUGGCGGACGCUACGAUUGGCAUGGCCGUGGAGGCGCAGGCGGUCAACGGCGGGAGCGGCCACGGUGAGAUUGUGUAUGAGCAGCUGCUGCCCCAUCUCUUCGUUAAGGCGCCGCACGCCAGCGACGCCAUCGAGUUCUACAAGAAGGCCUUUGGCGCCGAGGAGGUCGCGAAAUCGCACCAUCCCAAGCGCAAGGCCGACCAGGACGUUCCCCUCAUCCUCCACGCCCAUCUCAAGUUUGGGGCCGCGGAGAUUAUGGUGUGCGACGAUACCGCGGACGCUGGCCCAAACGUGAAGCCCCCAAGCAGCGUGGAGGCCACCACUGCGAUCCUCCACCUCCAGACUAACAAUGCGGAGGCGGCGAUCAAGAGGGCGAUCGAGGCUGGAGCCAAAGUGAGCGAGGAAGUGAGCGAUCAGCCUUGGGGCCAGAGGUAUGGCAAGGUUGUGGAUCCGUAUGGAUUCGUAUGGAGCAUUGCCACACCUCUGGCCGCCGGCGCCGCGACCAAAACUAGCAGCUCUCCCGCUCCACCCGAGGAGGCCGUCGCUCUUCUCUAGGUGAGUCCUUUCUAGCCCGAGUGUGUUCUAGCCACCCAAGUCUUUUACACUUCUUUUACUGCUUCCUACUCCAUAGCUGAAAAGAAAAAAGGAUCCCUUCUUCCUCCUUCACACCUGGAAGGAAGAAGAAAGACCUCUAUCCGUGCUGUGUGUUAUGUGCGAGGGAAUAUCCUCUCUUUCAUCAUUCAAACCUGCCGGACAGGCUUUUAUUGUGAGGUGGUCAAUGCAAGCAACAUAGAUUAAUUUGUAUUAUCUUCGCUUUGUUUCUAAUGUAAUCAACUCUGUCCUA